AUGGAAAAUAAAAAAAUCGCACUGGCAACAAUUAACGAUAUCGAAACGGACAAAAAUGUAGACGCGCUAAGCAUGAUCACAAAAAUCGACCUCAAAUUAACGAAUGGGAAAGAUGGAAAUUCCACAAAAAUAAGAAACAUAAACUUUGAGGACUCCCUACGGAUGAAUGACGAACAAAUAAAAGUAAAAGAAGCUGUCUUCAUACUGCACAACAUGGAAAACUUCAAUUAUUCAAUUAGUUACACGGAAGUUCAAGACAUAAGAAAUGAUUUAAGACUGUUUGCCAUUAACAACUAUCAUGAGAAGAAGUACACAGAUUGUUUGAUACAAUCUAUUCACUCGUAUAUGAUAGCCAAAAAAUAUUAUUCGAAAUAUUUUGGCUUCUACAUCACGGGAGACAUGAGCACAGAGUUGAUUUUAAUUUGCAAGUGCUACGUAUUAGUGGAAAAAUUUUCCGAAGGAAAGAAAUACCUACAUGAAUUAAAAUUUUUAAUUGAUAAUACGCUCUUUUAUAUACACAAAAAGGGGAUCCUUGAUGACGAGCAACAGAAGAAGGUAGAACAGGUCAACAAUGCCAGUAGGGCCAAAAAUUUAGAUUCCAACUAUGAAGAACCAGUUAUCCUAUGUGGAACGGAGGUUUUAUCAAACAUACUCUACAUUUUUGCAGAUCUAUUAAGUUUAUAUAAACAAAAUGAAGAAGCCGAAAGCUACUACUUGAAGUAUCUCUUUAUGAUAGAAAAAUGUUUCAAGGCGGAUAGCCUAAAUUAUAGCGAUGCGCUAAAUGAUGUUUGCUCCUACUAUAUAAAAAUUAGGGACUACUCCAAAGCUUUACCGCUUUGUGAACAAAUUCUCGAAAUAAGAAAAAAAUUCUUUGGUGAUUACAAUUCCGAAAAUCCAAAUGAAGUAAUUGCUGACUGUUACUGCAAUUGGGGGUUGCUUCUUCGAUUAUCAGGAAACACCAUGGAAUCUUUGCACAAAUACCUAAUCGCAGUUGAUAUGAGAAUGAGGAUUCAUAAAACGAGACAAACUAUCCAAGUGCAGGACAUUCUUCUCUCCUUCGCCAUUCUCAUGCAACAGCUAAACAACUUCAGGAUGUCCCUACAGCUGUACAAGGAGGUUUAUUCCUUUUACAAAAGUUACUACGGCCCAGAUGAUAUGAACACGAAAGUUGUUUUCAAAUUAAUUGAAGAAUUAGAAAAGGAUAUCAUGAAAGAAAACACCAAGGGUGAAAAAAUGGUAUCAUUCCCCGAUGUGGAAAAUUGCUUAUCUAGCAUAAAUGACAAACUGAGGAGAGACAAUAAAGUGGAAAAAAAGUGGAAGGGCUCCAACACCAAAUUGCAGAAUGCGUGGAAAAAGUCAGACGUGGACCCAAACCUAAUUGAAGAUCUAAUGAAUGAACGAGUUUUAAUCAACACGAGAAAUAUGCCCUCUAAAAAUUUAAGUAAUAAAAAAACGUUUAUAUCAAUGGAAGGAAAAUUAAAAUAUACUGACUUAAACUAUUCCAGCAUUGAUGCAUAUAAACACAUGCAAUCAAAUAAACAAUUCGAAAUUUUUAAGAGCUCAUUUUUUACUAUUUCCUCCAUUAAUAGAAUUAAAUCUUUAUAUGCGGACUCAUGGAAAAGUACCCUAAUUCCGUCUACAUACAUAUUACCCUUUGUUGAAACCAAGCUGGUUGACAAUAAUUUGGUGAAAUAUGCCCAGUGCAAGGAUUUUCAAAAUGCCAUUAUUUACAAGAGGAAAAUUCUACCCAUAGUUAAUAUACCCCUAAUAGAAAGGGGAUACGUGAAACUGGACAACGACCAACCGAUCAUGAUUUGCAACGAUGACGCCAAGGUUCUCCUCAGCGAAUGGAACAUUAAAGAACCCUUUGUAGAUUCCAAGGGGAAAGUAAUUAGCAAAUAUGAAGACCUAGACAACGAAUUUAAUAUGUUCAUAUCUAUUCUUGAUGAAAAUAAUGAAGUUAUGCUUGGCUUUUACAACAACCCUUUGCUUGUGCCAAACCCUGCCAUACAUCACUGCCUCAUUUUGGGAGACCCCUACUAUUUCCACAGAUACAAUCAAGUUAACCAUCUGUACUCCUUCGACAAUUUAAACAUGCUGAAUAAGAAACUUUUUAACAAGAAAUUCUUUCGACCCGCUAAGAUAAACCGUUUCAACUUUAAUGCAAAUAAUAACAAUUUGCAAGAUUCUAAGAAAUAUGGGAAAAUAAAAACUGGGAGCAUGAAACCCUUCGGGUUCAAGGCCAAAAAUGGCUCGUUCAAAAUUGCGCCGAAAAAAAGCAUGGGAGGGAAAAGUAGCACAAAUGGUGAAGCGACGAAUAAAGAGGGGGACGCUACGCCGGAGGAAACGAUGGACAGAAGCAAGUCUAAGAAUCUCUUGAAGGGGAAAAGAUUAAUAAAGGAAGGAUCGGAAGCGAAUUUGAAGAAGGAUGAACUGGAGGGGGAGCCGCCCAAGGAGGAAAACAAAGGGGAAAAGGGUGAAAUAAAAACGGACAAGGACGAUAAAAAGGAUGACCAAAAGGGUGACAAAAACAGCUACGUAAGGAGCGACAAAAAGGACUCAAGGAGGGAAUCACGCAGGGAAUCUCACAGGGAAUCUCACAGUGAAUCAAGGAGGGAAUCACGAAGGGAAUCUCACAGGGAAUCUCACAGUGAAUCAAGGAGGGAAUCACGAAGGGAAUCUCACAGUGAAUCGCGCAGGGAAUCACGCCGAGAAUCACGCAGAGAAUCACGCAGGGAAACCCUGAGCCAGCCGCAGGACCAACCAAGGAGCAGCGCCAAAAGCGAACUGGAUGAACUGAACGAACUCAUGAAGAAAAUGAAGUAUAAAGAGGAAAGAGAAGUCAAAAAAACGUCAAACAUCUUUGGUGAUCAAAAAAAAGCACCAAAAACAAAAGUGCCAAUUAAGAAAGUGCACGUUCUAAGGAGCAAAAAUAAUAAUUCCUCCACCGUAUUUUCAAAAGAAAAGUAUGCAUUAAAAAGUACCGGAAAAUUGAGCAAUUUAUUUCCAAGGCCUAGAGAAAAAAUAAAGCUAAUUGGGUAUAGCAAUUCGAAUCAACACGAUAAAUUAGAAAGAACGUUAAGAAAAAUUAGAUUAAAUAAGGAGCCCAUCCUGAAGGCAUCGAUUGAUCAUAAUAUCAGAAUGGAUCUCCAAAGUAACAUGAACAGCAUGGAACAACACGAAAUAGACAAUUUGAAGAGAGAAAUAUAUUAUGAAAAUGCACAGUCUAGUAGCUACACCAAUUCGGGUGAUUCUUCCUCAGGUAAUGACAGCGAAAGGCUGUCUAGCUAUAAGGAAUAUCAUAUGCACAAAAGAAAGGGAAGAAAAUCGUCAACCAAGCAUUCUAAAGGAAGUACUAGUGUCGGCGCGGAGAGCAACUCUCUCAACGAAAGUGACGAUAAUGUGGAAAGUUCCAGUGACUUCACCGCAGGUAGUAGUACCCAAAGCGCCAGUCACAGAAAGGGGAGUCAUUACCGUAAGGAAUUUUACACGCAGGGAUGCGAAAAUGAUGACGAUGAAGACAUUAUCGAUAUAUGUAAAAUUCUCGAUGUUAACCAGUCGCAUGAAAGUUCAAGUGAGUACUCUAAUGCGAAUUCGUUAACAGGUAAAAAAGGGAGUCAGGAGGGAAGCACAUCAAGUUAUGGCAUCAACGAUGGGAAUAAUCAAAUGGGGGAACGAAGCGACAAAAGUAAUAGCCCAUUCAUUUCUGAAAAGAAGAAGAACAACGUUAGUGAAAUGUUCUCCAACGGUAGCGGCAUAUCGAAUGGACAUACAAUAUACGAAGAGGAUGGCAAAAAAAAAAGUGCCAAUUUGGGGGACAACCCAAGCGGAGCAACAAACAUCCUCAGUAAAAGCAGUGCAUCCCACAUCAAAGAUAAAAUAAACGAAAUUAAAAACGUAAACAAGAGUGACAUUUUGUUUAAAUUUAGAUUUAAUCAUGAAGGUUCAUUAAGCAACGAAAAUGUAUUUUCCGAUAGCGACAUAAGUGAGAACGAACUGUAUGCAAAUCCGUUUGGAAGUGCACAGGGCAGUGAAGCUACAUCAGAUGGACACUCUUCGGAGUAUUCAUCUUUCCAAAGGAAAAACAAACAAGUAGGAAGCUCACCGAACGAUGAAGAUAAUAAAAUGAACACCCCAUCUGCAGAUAAUAAUUCACUUGUCAAUAAUAACAACAAAGGAUUCCUUAAAGAUGACGAAGGUAAUGGGACGAACAAAACCGGAGAAGAAAUUGUCCUCAGUGAGAACGAAGAAUUUUAUGAGGAAAUAAUUUUCAAAGAGGAAAGGAUAGACGCUGAAGAUGCAGCAGAUGCAGCAGAUGCCGAAAUUGCAAGUAGGUCUGAAACUGAAAAGAGUGAUCACAUGACAUACAAGAGUAGUGAAGAGCACUCAAAUGUGGGUUACCAAAAGGAGUACUUUAGUAAAAUUUAUCAGGAUAGCCAACCAUGCCAGCAAGACGAAGAAACGUCCUCAGAAUCGCAAAAAAACGAACUAGUUGCUAUCGAUAAAGAAAGCUUCACAGACAAUUUAUACUUGAGAAGUAACUCCAUAGAAGAACUAGAUUCUAAUUUGAUUACCCACAAGUACAGAAGCAAUAAUGCAGAAAAGGAACCCCCAAAGGAGGAGUCCCUAAACGGAAGGAAUCACAUCCCAACUGAUUUGUUAAAUCGCGAAAAGGAUAACGCACCCAGCACCAAGUUGUACAAAAAAAGAAAGGGAAAAAAAUUCUUAUCAAAUAAUAAACACCUGCCUGAGAACGAAGCAGAUAUAUCGUUAAACGAUUACCAUGAUGAGCAUUCAAGCAAAAAUGACAGUGUAAAUAUAGUGUAUUACCGCCCCCAUGAUGAUAAAAGGCAAACUAAAAGGGAAAAUACAAAUGACAAGCAUAUCAUAGGAACAGAAUUGUCCUCCAAUUUAUCCAACAGAAGUGUACACAGCAUACAUGCCGUGCACAGCGACAAUAACGUCACCCAAGAAUGUGACAUAAAUUAUGAUUACUCAUUUUAUUCAAACGUGGGAAGUGAUAAUAAUGGCAAUGUCAUGAAGGGAAAGAAAAAAAAAAAAAAAAUGGAAAACUUCCUGCACCCCAAUAGAGGAACAAAAAUUUCUAAACUGCUUUCCUUUUUCUCAAAAAAGAAAAAAAAAAAAAAACUCGAAAAAUUGAGUACGUCCAGUGGUGAACCCGCACCUAGUAAACAUUCCCCACUGAAUGAAGAAGAUAAAGAUGCGAUUUUCCCAAGCAACCCCUUCAGUGAUAUAUCAAUAGACAAAAAAAACGAGAAGGAUGUCAGUCUAACAAAUAAUGCCAAACUAAGGAACGGAAAAAAAAAGCGCCUUUUUGUGUCCGAACCGCUACACGGAAUGGACAAGCCCAAGCUCGCCAUCAAAUCGAAGGGAAUGGGGUUAAAAAAAGUGUUAAUGAUGAAAAAGGGGAUUUUUAGCAAGAAAAGUGCCAUUGAGAAGAAGCAAUCGCUGCCCAAGAAUAACGAGGUGGGCGCGCUGGAAGAAAAGGGGAAGGCACCCCUUGUUAAGGAGUCACCCAAAGGGGAUGCAGGCAGUGGUGAAGCGGGCGAUGCGGGUGAUGCGAGCGAUGCAGGUGAUGAGAACAACCCGAUCAAUGCGUCUGAAAUGUCCAAAUCGUCUGGAGCCUCCAAAGCGCCUGAACCCCCUGGCGAAGCAAACGCUAAGGAGCAAUCGAACGAAGAAGCGAACGUCAAAGAAGACCCCGCCAAAGAAACAGAAAACAAGGACGAACCUGUGACGAAAAAAAGCUCAACAGAAAUCACCAGUGGUGACGAACCAAACGAAAAAAAAGACGAAGCGUCUGAAAAGGUGGAAAAUAAAUUCCCGAAGAAAAUGAGCCCGCUAAGUGUUCCCAAAAAAAUAAUGGUAAAAAAAAUAGUGCCAAAAAUAGUCCCCAAAAUUGUGGUAAAUAAAGCAAUUAUUAUAAAAGACAAAAGUACCAUCAAAAAAAGCGCGGGUAUUAAGUACGAAGUAAAAACAGUGAAAAACAUAAAUGACAAACUAGCAUUCGAUGUUUUGAGAAAAGUAAAAUACUGCAAGAUUGGAUUUGAACCGGACGAGACCUUGGGCACCCUCCCCACAGUUCAUUUACUAAAUGAAGAUAAAAUUCUGCUAGCUAUCGUCCCCUGGCAGCUGGACCUAACUUCCUUUUCGUUGGCAAAAUCAUCAGUCGAAGAAGAAACUAUCAAAAAAAUAGGAUUAAUGCAUAGAAAAUUCGACUUAUCCAUUGAAGAAAGGAAAAAUCAAGUACUAAAUGAGAAUCGCCUCCUAACAGGAGAAGGACUAAAGGAACUCGGUUUCACCUCCACACCAACAACUAGUAAAGCGGCUGUGGCUAGCAUAAACCUCCUCGAGGGAAUAGACACGAAUGCGCUAAAAAAUGCCUACAAAAUAGAGAAAAAGAGUGAACCAAAGGAAAAAACACCCGCGCUGAAAAAAGAAGCACCAAAAAUGUCGCCGAAAGAAAAAGGAGGCAAAAAAGGAGGACCCAAAUUUAUGAAGGGACCCCCCAAAGGAGUGAAGGGAGGACCUGUUAUAGGAAAGGGAAAGGGUAAAAUAUCCAAAGUGAAGCAAGCAAAGGAUGAAGGAAAAACAAAGAGAUUUUUCUGGGAAGCCCUAUUCGAAGAUGACAUUCCAGGAACGUUAUUUGAAGACAAAAAGGAAUUAAUAUCCAAGAUAGCCAUAGAAAAAGAAAGUGUAGAAAAAUCCUUUGCCAAAGCUGUUAGUAAAAAAGAAGAAGGAGCAGAACUCAAAAUUAAAAAACCAAAAGUUAUUCAACUAUUGCCUGAUUCGAAGAGAGAAUACAACAUGUCCAUUGCUCUCUCCAAAUUUAAUAAUUACACAUUCAAAGAAAUAAGGGAUGCCAUCAUGGAUCUAAAUCCAAAAAUACUUAACAUUGACAACACAGAAGUUUUAAUGCAGUAUGUACCAACAGCAGAAGAAUUCGAAAUCGUUAAGGAGUACAUCCUCUCAAAUGGUGACUUGAACCUAGUUGAUAAGCCAGAACAGUAUGUUGCCGCGCUUAUGGGAGUGCCCCUCCUAAAGCAGAGACUGGAGUCCCAUUAUUUCGCUCUAUCGUUUAAGGAAAAUUACGAAAAUACAUUAACCCCGUUGGAAAAUAUCCUAGAAUCAUGCGAAGCGGUAAAAAAUUCCACAAAACUUUUCACCAUUUUGUUCACUAUAUUAAAUGUGGGUAACACAUUAAACUAUGGAGAUCCUCAAAGGGGAAAUGCCUUUGGCUUUAAGCUAACAACGUUGGCUAAGCUAAAUGAUAUACGAUCAACCACCAAACCGGUUAAAACGCUCCUUCAAUAUAUUUGCGAAAUUAUCUACCAAAAAAGUGCAGACACCUUAGAAAUUAUUGAGGAGUUGAGAUCCAUCGAAAAAGUCACCAAAACGGACAAACAGAUUAUCGAUUCUGUUUUGCAGAAACUGAAAUUGGGUUCUAAUAAAAUUAAAAAUGUGCUCGAUCUAGCUAAAAAGAAUCCAGAUGAUCCGUUAUAUGAAGCACUCAAAGAAUUUUACUUCAGUGUAGAACCCAAAAUUGAAGAAUUAGAGACUUUUUACAAUCAAACUUUUGCUGUGUUUAAAGAAAUUGCCCUCUACUUAGGCUAUAAAGAAAAAGAGGUUGGCAACAUACAAGUACAAGACUUUUUUAAAGAAUUGUGGAAGUUCGUCCAGUCAAUUGAAUUUAACAGAAAAACAAUUAACGAGACGACUCUCAAGGAGCUCAAGAAAAAAGAAAAGGAACUGGAAAAUGUCAAGAAGGGAGCCGUCCUCAGCAAAAAGCAAAAUUUCACCAUCGUUAAGAAGCAAGAGAAGGAGCCAAAAACGCAGCUGGAAAAAAAAACGUUCAAGAUAUUUUGAUGUAAAUCUACGCAAAAUGGUGUACUUGUAACUGGUCUGCACAAAAUGGGCGAUCCCAUUGGAAUUUUGCCUACACCAUCUAAAGAAAAGCGUUUUUCCUUCAUUUUGCUUAAUCGUACAGUUAAUGCAUUUUUGCGCAUUCGUAUCAUGUAUUUGUGUGCGUAUCCUUUUUGGUGCCAAUUUAUCCGCCGCGUGCUCCGUGCACCCCCUUUUUUGAACACAUUUCUGUGAAAGUCCUUUCACCUUAAGAGAAGAACUGCCCACUGUCUCGCAUGGCGAAAACAAAGGGGUAAUUUUUUUUUCCAAAUUUUGCUCC
Molecule: messenger RNA, 8203 nt
Organism: Plasmodium vivax (malaria parasite P. vivax)
Lineage: Eukaryota; Apicomplexa; Aconoidasida; Haemosporida; Plasmodiidae
Exons: 1
Coding region: 1-7887 (2628 amino acids)
Molecular function (GO): protein binding
Source: RefSeq, a predicted model, not a curated record